Molecule: messenger RNA, 3054 nt
Organism: Synchytrium microbalum
Lineage: Eukaryota; Fungi; Chytridiomycota; Chytridiomycetes; Synchytriales; Synchytriaceae
Exons: 20
Coding region: 1-3054 (1017 amino acids)
Biological process (GO): positive regulation of GTPase activity; Ras protein signal transduction
Cellular component (GO): plasma membrane
Molecular function (GO): guanyl-nucleotide exchange factor activity
Source: RefSeq, a predicted model, not a curated record
AUGAGUGAUAAACCAGCAUCAGUCAGUGCUGCUCUAGAGCCUAAAAUCAGUGUAGUUCAAAAGAAAAAGAGGACUACAUCUGAAGACUCGAAAAUGGCUAAUAAUGGCCAAAGUAGUCCUAUACCGUCCAUAUCUGCUGCUACAGGUGCAGGACCAACUGCAAAUGACAUGGGAUUGCAUCUGAAUCGAGGAACUGUCAGAGGAUUUGGAACAUUGUUUAGGAGGUCUGAGAAGCCGAUAUUGGAUGUUGCUAGUGGGACGCUGCAUGCUACUACGAAGAGAUCUAAAGGACGAACGGGAGUUGCCAGGGCCUUUGCUUCUCCCAGUUCUGACUCUGGAACUGAGAGCAUAGAUUCAUCAGAUGGAGGAGAUGAUUUAGACGAAUCUGAUUCUGACUCGGACACUGUAUCAAUAUACUCGACAACACACGGCAAAGCAGCAAAACCCGUCCAAGUGUUUGUUCACUGGAAUAGCGCUUGGUCGACCAUACGACUGACAUGCAUGUCAACGGUAUCCGAUGCUAUAAAAGCUAUGCUAGUAGAAGUGACACAUUCUGCUGGAACAGAAGCAGACGAUCCAAGUUUAUAUCGGCUAUGUAAACUCGAUCGAAAUUCACCUGGUCAGAGGACAUGGUUGAAUCCUGGUCAGACGCUUUUGCAGCUCAAGAUUAGUGAUGGUGAUGAAUUACGACUACGUCUCGUAUCACAUAACGAGAAAAUGGUGCUGACGAUUCCACCAUCUUCGACCAAGCACACGUUCGAAUAUAAUUUUGAUUUGACAAUCAAGGAUGCAGUCGCCAACCUGCUUAAAGAUCAUUUGCCAACCGAGGAAGGACGAUAUGGAUUAUAUUAUCCUCGGUUUGGAAUAUGGUUGGAUGAUACCAAGGCCUUGUUUCAGUAUGAUAUUGUUCAAGAGAUUCCGGUGGAAUUACGUGCACUAGCAGCAGAAUUCCUAAUGAGAAUUCAAGUGCCAGAAUUUGAUACCAAGUUUGGAAUUAAGGUGCUGCCAACUCUGAGAGUUUCUGACGUCACUGCUAUGAUCCAUUACAAUCUCAACAACCGUAAACUGGUAUUGGGACAUCCCGGUGGUCGAUAUGGAUUGUACAUACCUUCUAGUAGUCGUUGGAUGGAGGAGAUCAAAACCUUAGAUCAAUAUGAGGCCGUUAAGACAGAGGACAUUCACUACAAAUUACAAUACCAAACCUUCACAGUAACAUCGUCAGACGGUGCCAUCCAGAAAUUUAUAGUCGGAUCCACGACAUUAGUAGAACACGUACUCGAAAUGCUGAGUGUGAACUCGACAAAUUCGUUCGAAGACACGUUUGGUCUAUACACGUAUUACGGUGAACGACUCAAAGACAAGGAUAGCAUAUGGACGAUACUGAAAGACAUGGGAAUAGAGCAAGACGUUAUCUAUUACAGGCCGCUUGCUCAGAAGAUAUGUGUCUGUACUUCUAUCGAUGCAGAGGGUCAUGUUGAAAUGGACGUGGACUUUUCAAAGCCUUUGAAGGAAUUACUGCCCUUCUUUUGUCGAAGAUUUGGUGUGCGGAUGGUUGAAUGUGGAGGCUGUAAAGAUGAGAACGGUGGUGUAUUGGACAGUGAAAAAUCACUGAAUGCUUCUCGUGUGAGUCAUGCUUCUACAAUCAUGAUUAUCAAGAAGCCCCCGAGUUCCAUUCUGGAAUCACCUGUAUCAGCCGUAUCAGCACACUCAGCUGCAUCUGCAGUAUCGACUCUGGUCGAUGGUGGUGCUUCGGAUCUGAAUAUCUGGGAAGAAAGAGAAGGAAAUGACAUGUUGCAGUACAUUAUGAAUAAUCAAGAUCCACCUAUACCUGUUGUAUCGGCUGGUACGCUCAACAAGUUGGUGGUUCAGUUGACGAAUGAGAAGGGUGAAGGGUCUACUCAAUAUCUGGACUUUGUCAAGGCAUUCCUAUUGACCUAUCAAUCUUUUACGAAUGCUUUUGUGUUGCUACGGAAACUGAUUGAGAGAUAUCACGUUCCUCGACAAGGAGCAAUGACACAACGAGAAUUCGAAAAGUUCAGAUUAACAGUACAACUACGAGUCUGUAACGUCUUCUUACAAUGGACAAGAAAGUACACGUCUGAUUUCAUGGAUCCCAAGAAUGGAGAUGCUCUCAUAGCCGAGAUGACCAGGUUUACGGAAACGGUCUUGGCUACUGAUCAUCCUACUAUGGCCAAGCAGAUAAGGAAAAGUAUUACUAAGCUCAAGGAAGGCCCUGAAGCUUUAACAGUUACUCUUACCAAGAUGAUGGAAGCACCACCACCAUCUAAGCCACCAAAGCAAGGACGGGAUGGUGUCGUGCACAUAUUUGCCUAUCCUGCUGAAGAAAUAGCAAGGCAGUUGACGAUUAUUGAGUUCUCACUCUAUUACAAUAUUCGACCAUCCGAGUUACUCAAUCAAGCAUGGACAAAACGAGAUGCCAAUGUUCGUGCACCUGGUAUAUUAGCAUUAACGAGACGGUUUAAUGCUGUUGCUUGUUGGGUUGCUAAGACUUUGCUGGAUCUCAAGAGUGUCAAGGCACGAGCUAGACGUCUGCACAGACUUAUUGAGAUUGCAACUCAAUUACACGCUCUAAAUAACUUUUCGACGUUGAUGGCAUUCAUUGCUGGUUUGAAUAAGGCUGCUAUUAUGAGACUGAAGUAUACGUUCAAAGAACUAAGUUCCUCGUCUCGUAAAAAACUGGCAGAUUUGGAGAAACUCAUGACUGCAGAAAACUCAUACAAGGCGUAUCGUGCUGCCUUACAUACAGUUAACCCGCCGUGUAUACCUUAUAUAGGUGUUUAUCUGAUCGAUCUAACAUACAUGGAAGACGGAAAUCCAAACAUGGUGGACAACCUAAUCAAUUUCACCAAACGAACCAUGAUAUCAACGGUCAUUCGAGAACUUCAGCAAUACCAGUCAAGUCCCGUGAAUUUCCGAAUAGUUGACGAAUUGGCUAGAUUAUUGAAUGCUUUUCCCGAUGCCACUGAUACGUUUGAAAAGUUGUUGUAUGAGUUGAGUUUGAAGAGGGAGCCUAGAGAUCAGACGCCAAAGUAG